Cladophialophora carrionii CBS 160.54 is the source of this 2265-nucleotide messenger RNA. RefSeq lists its product as uncharacterized. Bases 1 to 2265 code for a protein of 754 amino acids. The record is from RefSeq and is a predicted model, not a curated record. Gene Ontology annotation, biological process: double-strand break repair via nonhomologous end joining. The transcript has a single exon. Gene Ontology annotation, molecular function: DNA-directed DNA polymerase activity; DNA binding. Lineage: Eukaryota; Fungi; Ascomycota; Eurotiomycetes; Chaetothyriales; Herpotrichiellaceae. Gene Ontology annotation, cellular component: nucleus.
AUGGCGUCUUCAACCUCAUCUCACAGAAUAGACCUGAGUUCGGCGCCACCGAUCUUCGUCCUUCAGAGUCAUUUACAGCCCGAUGAAUUUCAUGACACAGAGGAUUUGAUCUAUCAAUCAGGAGGCCACAUAACUUAUGAUGCGAAGGAGGCGAGAUUGUUCAUAGGUCGGGUCGCACGGAAAACGCGCGCUGCCUUCGACCUGCGGGCUCAAGGGGUUUGGACAGAGGAUUCAGCCUUGCCAGAGGAAGGCCGAAACGGUGGCGGCAACAGCAAUACACCAGACGAAGGCCCACCGAAGAAGAAAGCGCGACUCUCGGGCCAUCAUGGCGCAGGACCUUCCACGAGACACAGGCGGGAUAGCUCAAGCACCGUGUCGGCCUCCCCAGAACUGGCUCCGCAAGGUGCAGCCCGUUCAUCAUCCGAAGUCUUCUGGCCAGAUCUGUCCAAUCAUAUCCUUGUCGUCAAACUCGCUUGGCUCGAUGCAUGUUCGAAGGACGGCAGGCUGCUCCCGUACAAGCCUUAUGUCGUCUACACUGCCAGAAUCGUCCCCAAGCCGGAUGGGGAGACCACGCCGAAAACAUCCCCGACGCAUACAACGUAUGCCAAAGUCGACUCAACUACAGCAUCUCAAGCAUCAUCUCUCCGUCGCACAUCUAGACCCGACCCGUCUUCCAUCCUCGAACGUGCCAGAGCGGAAGCCGCAACUCUUCCCGCCCGGCGCCGUCGCUGGGGCGACCAUGCUCACCACUCACCCACGCCCUCGUCGCAACAUCAUAAAGCCCCUAAACUCCACCGCACGACCACCUCCGAGAUGGAAUAUAUCGCCGCACAUCCAUUACCACCGCUCCCAGACUGGGCGACUGGUCCCUACGCCCACUACUCAUGCUGCCGAUCUACAUUCCUGACGACCCCCAACUCUGCCUUCAUCUCCCAGCUUACCAAGAUCAAAGAUGCCCGUCAGUUGAGGCUCGACGAUAUCGGCGUCCGUGCAUACAGCACGUCCAUCGCCUCCAUUUCGGCCUACCCGCAUCGCAUCGAACACGCCGAAGAAAUCGUCCGCCUUCCGGGCUGUGAGCAGAAGAUCGCCUCCCUCUGGCGCGAAUGGCAGGACUCGGCAGCCACGGACACAGAGCGCUACAUCCAGGAAGUCCAAGAGCUCGACGCCGAGCCAGACCUCAAAGUAUUGCGGCUCUUCUGGAACAUCUGGGGCGUGGGCGCCGAGACCGCGCGGCGGUUCUAUUACGACCACGGGUGGAGAGAACUAGACGACAUCGUCGAGUUUGGAUGGCAGCAAUUGACCCGCGUCCAGCAAAUCGGGCUUAAAUACUGGGACGAUUUCCAGGACAAGAUCCCACGGGCCGAGGUAAAAGCCAUCAGCGACGUAAUUCUUCAGCAUGCCCGGCUCGUGCUCGAUAUUCGCGAGGAUAAAUUUGGCACGAAAGAUGAUAUCGAGUGCGUUGUAGUCGGGGGUUAUCGCCGCGGCAAGGCGCUCUGUGGCGAUGUCGACGUAGUGGUCACCCACCGCGACGAGUCCAAGACGAAGGACCUGGUCGGAGAGGUGGUCUGCUCACUCGAGGACGCAGGCUAUAUCACGCAUACGUUGACAUUGCACACAACGACGAGCGACCGCGGACAGGCGACGUUACCGUAUCGUGCUCAACCCCACAGAGGUCACGGGUUCGACAGCCUCGACAAAGCGCUCUGUGUGUGGCAGGAUCCGCUAUUCGAGGAAGACGGCGCUGGAGACGACGCUGGAGCCGGAGCCAAAGGUGAAAAUGAAAGUCACGAAAACGCACCACCACCGCGAGGCAAAAAGAAGAACCCGAACAUUCACCGGCGCGUCGACAUCAUCAUCUCCCCCUGGCGCACGGUCGGCUGCGCCGUCCUCGGCUGGAGUGGCGGCACAACCUUCCAGCGUGAUAUCCGCCGGUUCGUGUCCAAGGUCCAUGGCUUGAAGUUUGAUUCCUCGGGCGUGCGCAAUCGUGGGAACGGGCGGGUGUUGGAUCUCGAAGGGCCGAGACCGAGGCUGAGGCUGAACCACGGAUCGGGGCUUAACGACACAGACAAAGCCAAUCAGAAAGAGAUCGAGAGAGAGAAAGAGGUGAUCGACUUGUUGUUGCAGGGCACGGCGAUCGAGAAGGAUGACGAGCGGUGGAAGGGCAUGGGGUGGGAUGACGAGGAUACGUGGUGGGACAGGGAAAGGAGGCUAAUGGAAGGAUUGGGCUUUGGAUACAGGCCUGCAGAAGAGAGAUGUACAGGAUGA